GCAUUUAUUGGGGUUGAUAGUAAACAUCUUCGAAAGAGAGUGAAACGCUGGAAAGUAGGGGGGAAGCAUGGCAACUCCGCAGUUGCAGACGCAGCAGUUGCACGACGAAACCCUGACGCUCCGUCCCGAGGAGAGGGAGCGGCUGAAAAAGAGGCGGCAGUACGUCAAAGACUACGACCCUCCGAAAUGGAGGUCUUCCCAGCCCGACCCCGUCUCGGGACAACUCAUAGAGCGACCAAUGGUCCCUCAUGCCAAUAUUGUGUUUAUAGGUCCCACAGGCUCGGGGAAGUCUAGUCUCAUAGGAAGUCUGGUGCGGGCGGUGACGGAGGUGGCAGAAUUCCCGGCCAGGAUCCAGAUGACCCUCAAUCACCCAGGGGAGGACUCGCACGGGACCAUCAUGUGGCUGGAGACCAGGGGAAACAGAAAGGAGAGUAUCCUCUACCAGGACACCAGGGGAGAUCAGGAAUAUGACCAGGUGGAGCAGUCGAUCCAUGAGUUUGAGCUCCAGGGGAUGUAUCGCGACGGGGCUGAGCUGAAAGCCACCACUUUCUUCUCCAAGGACUGGUGGCUGUCUCGACGGUUCUUCUGGGAGCAGAGCCUGGCAGAGGUCCCCCACUGCGUGGUGUUUGUGUUCGACGGAUCUUCAGACCCGUUUCUCGAUCAGGAGAGCCUCGAGUUCUUCCAGCAGGUGUUCAAAGACUGCACCAACCACGGCUAUGAACCAAUCAUAGUAGUGACUUGUCUGGAUCUAAUCCACCAAGAAGCUCUGAGGCAAGGUUUCAACUUUGAAGUGGAGGUGGGACACAAGAAAGACAAGGUCCUGCAAGCAUUCGAGGACCUUCACCUCACGCGACAGAGCAUCUACUUUGUCACAAACUUUCACGAGGGUAGGCGAGGUGUGAAGGUGUGGGGAGAAAGAGAUAGGGGAUUCGAGAAGGCCACCAAAUGUAUGGUGGACCUGGCUAGGGACAUGCUGACUGUAGCCGAUAGGUUCAUAAAGAGAAAGUAUACCAACGAGUCCAGGUGUUGUGUGUUGUGAUGUUUAGAGUGUCUUUGUGGUUUAUAUUGUGUCAAAUAAUUUAUUAACCAUUGAAAUUGUUUGUAUAAGAAUGCCCCUAGUCAUCACGGAUAAAGAUUGGUUUUGGUCUUCCUGCCAGCUCGCUUAGGAUCUGCACUGAAGUUGUACUCAACUCCCUAUAUAGAAUAUCGUUCAUAUCAAAAGGCAAGAUAAUGUGUAUUAACUCACUGAUGUUGAGUUAGCUGGUACUUCGGUAGAACGACUUCUGUGCAGAACUUGAGAAGUUGCGUCUCUAUUCUGGCCAUUCUGAGUCUGUUUUCUGCCUCUACCAACUGCAGUAGCUCUGUCAGUGUUGAGUACACCAGUGGUCCAUUGUCUGGAGUCCGCGACGCAGAGCGUUCUUCCCAACUUGUACUAUUUCUUGUCUGAAGACGAGAAGUAUCUCUAGAAGUCUCUUGGUUCGUUUUGUCCAUUGUUGCAUUUUGCUGCUUGCUCGAUUCAGUAAUGUCUUCAACUGCACUGGCUCUGUUGACAAUUGCUUCCAGCUUCUCUCUUGCACUGGUUACAUCUGCCUCACCACCCAAGAGAUUCUUUG
Messenger RNA from Geodia barretti, 1613 nucleotides. The record is from the annotation of a GenBank genome assembly. Lineage: Eukaryota; Metazoa; Porifera; Demospongiae; Tetractinellida; Geodiidae.